Spodoptera litura is the source of this 2648-nucleotide messenger RNA. RefSeq lists its product as uncharacterized. The record is from RefSeq and is a predicted model, not a curated record. Gene Ontology annotation, molecular function: chitin binding. Gene Ontology annotation, cellular component: extracellular region. NCBI's taxonomy places the organism in Eukaryota, Metazoa, Arthropoda, Insecta, Lepidoptera, Noctuidae.
AUGUACAAAAUUAUUUCAUUUUUGACGUUGAUAGCUGCGUCGUCAGCCCAGUACCUGCCCAAUGGCUGUCCGUCAGACUUCCAAGUACACAUUCUGCUGCCACAUGAGUCAGACUGUUCAAAAUACUACAGUUGUAGUAAUGGCAAAAAAAUUGAAAUGAGCUGUGAACCCGGCACACUAUAUGACGUUAAUAUGCAAGUCUGCAACUGGGCGUUUCAAAUUGAUUGUCCUCAUCCACCAUCAAGUUCAUCGUCAACAACAACAAUUGCAGCAGCAACAACAACAACAAGUUUCGAUCACACUAUUCAGGGAUCAUCAACAACAACGGGAGAACCAACACUUUCGGAUGGAUCAACAACAACUGCUGGCGAUUCGACUAUGUCCUUAACAACUCAAGGAUCAACAACAGGAGAACAAACACCUCCCGAUGGAUGCACGACCACGGAAAGAUCAACAACAACUGGUGACGAUACAACCGUGUCCACCACAACACAAGGAUCAACAACAGAGGAUGAUGGUCCCUGUCCUCCGGACGCUUACGGGAAUGUCCCCCAUCCAGACGAAUAUAAUGCUUUCUACUUAUGCGUUAGUGGAGUUGCAGUCAAAUCGUACUGCGCCAGUGGUUACGAGUUUGAUGCUACGGUCAGGACAUGCGUGGUUAUAGCCGAAGGAGGUUGCACCCUCGGCUCUGGUUCCACCACAGGACCCGUCACUACACCGGACGGCUUCCAAUCGACUACAACUAUGCAGACGACCACGGACAGCAAUGAAGUGACCGGCUCAAUCACUGUAAAUGGGGAGGAAAACUGCAGGGGACAAAAAGUUUUGAUUCCUUGCACCACUGGAAUGUGUUUCGAUUGCACUAUUCAGGGAUCAUCAACAACAACGGGAGAACCAACACUUUCGGAUGGAUCAACAACAACUGCUGGCGAUUCGACUAUGUCCUUAACAACUCAAGGAUCAACAACAGGAGAACAAACACCUCCCGAUGGAUGCACGACCACGGAAAGAUCAACAACAACUGGUGACGAUACAACCGUGUCCACCACAACACAAGGAUCAACAACAGAGGAUGAUGGUCCCUGUCCUCCGGACGCUUACGGGAAUGUCCCCCAUCCAGACGAAUAUAAUGCUUUCUACUUAUGCGUUAGUGGAGUUGCAGUCAAAUCGUACUGCGCCAGUGGUUACGAGUUUGAUGCUACGGUCAGGUCUUGCGUCCCCAUCGCUGAGGAAGGCAGCACAAUGAGCCAAACUACAACUUUGGCACCGACGACUAGUUCGACUUCGACCACUCCGCCAGAAACAACCACAGUAGACCCCAACUGUCUUCCAGGCACGUGGGGCGAUGUCCCCCACCCAGAACUGUGCAACUCAUUCUAUUCAUGCACAGGAGGACACGCAAUCCAACUGUUCUGCACUGAAGGCUUCGAAUUCGAUCCUAAACAUAAGACAUGCGUGGUCAUAGCUGAAGGUGGAUGUACUCUGGGUUCAGCAACUACUCCUGAGGGGCCAUCAACAACUGAAAAUAUUGUCUCUAGCACAACUCUUGCUAACGUUGCGACAGCCUCAGCGCCAGCAUUGGAUGAAACAAUUUGUGGCUGUGUAGAGAUCGCUGAAGGAGGCUGCACGUUCCAAUCUGCAACUACCACAGGAGCUACUACGAUUGCUGACCCGCCAAUAUACGCAGAAGGCCAAUAUCUUAACAUACCCCACCCUGAACUGUGCAACUCGUUCUACUCGUGCACAGGAGGCCAGGCUGUCCAGCGCUUCUGUAGCGAAGGUUUUGAGUUCGAUCCUAAUGUGAGAGAAUGUGUCAGGAUCGCUGAAGGAGGCUGCACGCUCGGAUCUCAAACGACCCCAGCCGUAGAUGUCACAACUACUUCAAGCUCUGAACUGCCUGACACAACUACAGAAAGAGAUCCAGAUGACUUCCUUCCUGGUGAUGUCGUUACAACCACUGAACGUGGAGUGACGUCUACAUCGGAGCCUACGACUACUGCUGCCAGCAGCACUAGCUCGGACGUAGAUGAUGUACCAACUGAAGGAUCAACAACAAUUGAUUACGAAACGACAACAUUGCCUACAACCUACGGCACUACCACGGAGGCUCCGAUCUGUGCUUCAGACAUGUUUGGCAACGUACCUCACCCGGACAGAUGCGAAAUUUUCUACUUAUGCUCCGGUGGCAACGCUUUACUGUUUACUUGCAGCGAAGGACUCGAAUUUGAUCGUGAAACCAGGGUAUGCGUGCCUUUCGGUGAAGGAAAAUGUACGCUUCCACAGCGCUCAGGUCAGAAGACAGAAGCGAAAAUUAAGUUGACCACAGAAGCGUGGAAGACCACAGUAAACUUCAUGUGCCCUGACAACGAGGACCGCUUUUUGGCAGACCCUAACAACUGUGAUAAGUUCUUCCGAUGCGUUGAAGGAUACGGCAUACAGAUGCAUUGCCCUAAUGGACAGGAGUAUGACGCUUCGGGAGAGAAAUGUGUCGCCAUCGCCAAAGGAGGUUGCUCAUACAACAAAAGGCAAGAAAUUAAAUCAUAAUCUGCUACAGAGAAUCGUCUCACUCGAUAACGACAAAACUGAACAAACAUUAAUCGCUCGACAUUAUGAUAACUGAACAAAGUGACUUUGUCACUAUUUCAUUU